Molecule: messenger RNA, 1121 nt
Organism: Oryza brachyantha (malo sina)
Lineage: Eukaryota; Viridiplantae; Streptophyta; Magnoliopsida; Poales; Poaceae
Product: arsenate reductase 2.1
Exons: 4
Coding region: 208-720 (170 amino acids)
Cellular component (GO): cytoplasm; nucleus
Molecular function (GO): protein tyrosine phosphatase activity
Source: RefSeq, a predicted model, not a curated record
GGUCGACGGGCGAUCAGGAAGGCUCGUGGCCUAGGCCAAUGGCCCACAUUGCACUUGGUGGGCGCGUUGGCUUACCAUCUCCCCGAGUGGGAGAGUGGACGUCAUAAUUUGUGAUAGAGGGGGUACGCGUUCGCGCGGCCCCUGCCAAAUUUCAAGGAUUCUUGAUGUGCAAGUUGCAAAAAUAGUUCGGUCUCAAUUCUGGUGGAAAUGGUCCUCCACUCGAUGUGCAGAUUCCUCGGUGCGCCUUUCUCUCGGAGGAGAGGGGAAAGGAGGGAGGAGCCGGGGUCGGGGAAGGCCAUGGCGCGGGGCGUGGCGUACGUGUCGCCGGCGAAGCUGCUGGCCAUGGCCCGCGGCAACCCCCGCGUGGCCAUCAUCGACGUCAGGGACGAGGAGAGGAGCUACCAGGCGCACAUCGCGGGGUCGCACCACUUCUCCAGCCGCAGCUUCGCGGCGCGGCUGCCGGAGCUCGCGCGUGCCACCACCGACAAGGACACCCUCGUCUUCCACUGCGCCCUCAGCAAGGUGCGAGGUCCGUCCUGUGCCAAGAUGUUCUCCGACUAUCUAUCUGAGAACAAGGAAGAAUCAGGGAUAAAGAACAUCAUGGUGCUGGAACGUGGGUUCAAUGGAUGGGAGCAUUCAGGACAACCCGUUUGCCGGUGCACUGAUGCCCCUUGCAAAGGCACAUGCCCACCAGAACCUGAGCCUGAAUCUGAGUUAUAACUCUAUUCACCUCCUGAAUGUGAAUGAUCAGCAAGGUUGGCAGUCGAUCUCCAAUGCUGCAUUUGGUCCGUUUUGCCUCAUGAGAAAUAUCACACGUCACAAUGUACUGCACUGCAAUGCCACUUUGUGGACAAUUUCACCUGAUACAUGAGUUGACUACCCCAACGGUAGUGCCAGAUAAACCACGGGUACUGAAUUACUGAGAGUCUCAAGACUCAAACUGCAUGUACUCCUAUUACACUGUCUCUAAUCGUUGGCUCGUCAAUCCUCACAGUGUACCACUGACACGAUGCGUAUGGAUUUAGAUCCUCUACCAUUAUGUUAGAUCCUCCUAUCGGUCUGAAUAUUAGUGAGUGUAAUGGUAUUACUAUAAUAAUAAAGGAUGUGAAUCCUAGUGUGUA